AUGCCACAGAUCCAUGCAAAUCUCAGCAAGAAUGUAUCGAUUCCUUCAGUUCACGGCGGCGCUCUUUGGGCAGAUGAUGUCAACUACCGUCUAUUCCUAUUUGGUGGUGAGUUCUUUAGCGGAAGCCCAACCACUAGAAACUUCAUGUCCUACGAUGUAUGGUAUGAUCAAUGGGAUGAUUUCGGGCCGCCUUCUGAAGAUAUCAAGCGCGUCAGUUAUGGGGCUGCUACAACUGUAAAGGAGCGAGGAGAAGGGUACUACUAUGGAGGCUACCUUUCGAGAGCUUCUGUGCCUGACUGGAGCGGCGAGCGACGCGCGACAUCAGAUUUGAUUCGGUAUCAGAUGGACAGUAACACGUGGGCGAAACUCUCAGGACCAGACGAUAUAAAUCGCGCUGAAGGUGUCAUGACCUUUAUCCCCGCAAGUGACCGUGGUAUGCUGGUCUAUUUUGGCGGGUUUCAAGAUCCUGGCGAUAAUGGCACCAUGGUCUCACAGCCAUUGGAUGAGAUAUUCCUCUAUGAUAUGAUAUCGAACAAGUGGCACGUUCAAAAGGCAAAUGGUACCAUUCCUGAGAGUCGUGGAAGAUUCUGUGCUGGAGCUGUAUGGACUGAGGACCGCAGCAGCUACAACAUAUACAUAAAUGGAGGUCACGGGCUGGAAGGACCUGGAUUUGACGACGUCUACAUCCUCUCCUUACCAUCUUUCACAUGGAUCAAAAGCUAUCCUCUCGACCAAAACGGAACAGGCUACUACCCUUCGCACAGCCUGUCGUGUGAUGUCGUCAACCAAGGAUCGCAAAUGCUCACUAUCGGCGGCGCAUUCCCACAGGAUGAAAGCACAUGUGAUGUCGAAGAGGUCUGGGGUGUUCACAACAUCGAUUUGGGCAACCAGAUCAAAUCGAACUUCAAGAAGGUUUGGGCAGGUUAUGAGCCGACUCUCUUCGGUUACAAGGUCCCUGGCUUUGUGACGAGCGUUAUUGGUGGAACGGAAGACGGAGGUGCAACUAAGCUCAAGCCUGACUAUGGAUUUGUUAACCAUGAUCUUGGCGCGUUGCUUAGUAUGAAAGCAGUGUUUUCUAAUCGCACGAGGCUUGAUGAUGGACGCACUGAUCCUGCCGCUACAUCAGAGGAAGGAUCAAGUCCCAAAUCAGGGCUUUCCACCGGUGCAAUUGUUGGAAUUGCUGUUGGUGCUGGACUUGUUGUGCUGGCAGUUCUAGUUGGUCUGUGGCUAAUGCGCAGGAGGCGAAAAGCGCAGGUCAAUAUCCAGUCAGGCCCUACGACAGAAUCAUUUUACUCAACCCCAUACAUGCCACAAACCGCAAGCCCGGUAAACUACCAUCAGUCUCCAAACAGAUGGCAACGCGGAAGCCCCGGAGUUCAGGAGUAUGAGGGGGAGGACCAAAGUCAGGUCCAUUACUGGAGACCGUUUCAGGUCAACGUGGAGCCAUGCGAGAUGGAUGGCCAAGGGACCAGAUCACCCGAGUCUCACGCGGAGACCGAGUACUAUAGGGGCCGUCGAAUCUCUCACUGA
Messenger RNA from Fusarium redolens, 1530 nucleotides. RefSeq lists its product as uncharacterized. The record is from RefSeq and is a predicted model, not a curated record. The transcript is spliced from 3 exons. Gene Ontology annotation, molecular function: protein binding. Bases 1 to 1530 code for a protein of 509 amino acids. Lineage: Eukaryota; Fungi; Ascomycota; Sordariomycetes; Hypocreales; Nectriaceae.